Molecule: messenger RNA, 1512 nt
Organism: Oldenlandia corymbosa var. corymbosa
Lineage: Eukaryota; Viridiplantae; Streptophyta; Magnoliopsida; Gentianales; Rubiaceae
Source: the annotation of a GenBank genome assembly
AUGGCUGCAGAAAGCAACGGCAAUGGAACUAUGGAAUCUCAUUUCAAGCUUCCUCAAAUAAAGUUCACCAAGCUCUUCAUCAAUGGACACUUUGUUGACUCUGUUUCAGGAAGGACAUUUGAGACGAUUGACCCAAGAACAGGGGAUGUGAUUGCGAACAUUGCAGAAGGAGAUAAGGAAGAUGUUGAUUUGGCUGUUCAAGCUGCCCGCCAAGCCUUUGACAACGGCCCAUGGCCUCGUCUUCCCGGCGCCGAGAGGGGAAGGAUACUCUUGAAGUUUGCAGACCUGAUUGAUGAACAUACGGAAGAAUUAGCCAUGUUGGAUGCCAUUGAUGCCGGAAAAUUACUUCACCUGGCCAAGUUUCUGGAUAUUCCCGAAACUGCAGAAAAUCUUCGAUAUUAUGCCGGUGCAGCGGAUAAAAUUCAUGGGGAAACGCUCAAAAUGUCACGGGAGCUACAAGGAUACACACUGAAAGAACCCAUUGGUGUUGUAGGACACAUUAUUCCCAGGAACUUCCCCAGUACUAUGUUUUCCAUGAAAGUUGGCCCUGCUUUAGCCGCUGGUUGUACCAUGAUUGUCAAGCCUGCCGAACAGACCCCGCUUUCGGCUCUUUAUUAUGCUCAUUUAGCUAAGCUGGCAGGAAUCCCUGAUGGAGUUCUUAAUGUUGUACCGGGAUUUGGGCACACAGCUGGUGCUGCACUCAGCUCACAUAUGGAUGUUGAUAUGAUAAGUUUUACAGGUUCUACUGAGGUGGGAAGCCUCAUAAUGCAGGCUGCGGCGAAAAGUAAUUUGAAACCUGUGUGUUUAGAAUUGGGAGGAAAGUCACCUUUUAUAAUUUUCGACGAUGCAGAUGUUGACAAAGUUGCAGAUCUAGCCCUACAGGGGUGCUAUUUCAACAAGGGAGAAAUUUGUGUGGCCGGAUCUCGUGUGUUUGUUCAAGAAGGGAUCUAUGACAAGUUUUUGCUAAAGUUGAAAGAGAAAGUCGAGAAUUGGGUGGUUGGAGAUCCUUUCGAACCGACUUCUCAUUAUGGACCUCAAGUUGACAAGAAGCAAUACGAGAGAGUACUUUCUUACAUCGACAAGGGCAACAAGGAAGGGGCUACUUUAUUCCAUGGUGGUAAGGCUCUUGAAAGAAAGGGUUACUACAUUGAGCCUACAAUAUUCAUCGAUGUCACGGAUGAUAUGACAAUCGCGAAGGAAGAAAUUUUUGGCCCCAUCAUGUCGGUACUCAAAUUCAAGACGAUAGACGAGGUGAUUAAGAGGGCAAACGCAACUAAAUAUGGGCUAGCCGCCGGCAUAAUGACUAAUGACUUAAACACUGCCAACACAGUUUCAAGAUCGAUUCGGGCUGGCGCAAUUUGGAUAAACUGUUAUUUCGGUUUUGACAAAGACAUCCCUUAUGGAGGCUAUAAAAUGAGUGGCUUUGGCAGAGACAUGGGGAUUGAUGGCCUCGUGAAAUACCUCCAGGUUAAAUCGGUUGUCACACCUAUUUACAAUUCACCUUGGCUUUAA